Messenger RNA from Symbiodinium pilosum, 2040 nucleotides. NCBI's taxonomy places the organism in Eukaryota, Dinophyceae, Suessiales, Symbiodiniaceae. The record is from the annotation of a GenBank genome assembly.
AUGGCGCCCAAAGACAGGGAGCGACUUGAUGGCCAAGGUCAUACGCGUCGGUUCGGACACUGCAAAGAGGCUCCAGGCAGCAUUGUGAAUUGUCUUCUCACGCAUGGUCCAUGGUGGCAAUGGCAAUCGUGCAUUGAACAGGAGCUCGACGGUGGCUCUGUCGAAGCCGAGUCGAAUUUCGAGAUUCUCAGAGCGCAGCGUGCGCAAGCUCGUAAAGGUGUCAAGCAGUUCAAGGCGAGCGAACAUGCUCAGCGAAUGAGAUUGACUGAAAAGCUGGAUGUUUUCGCAGAUCAAAGCCGACAGGACAUUCGAGAGAAUGAGGGCGUGGAUGAGGAUGAUCCUUUGAACAGUAUCGAUGACGGCAUACGUUUGGAGCCGUUCAACAUGCGCCGGGAGAUGAGGGAAGGGCACUUCGACGAGAGCGGCUUCUAUGUUCUCAACAAGGAUGAAGAAAAGAAGGUGACUGACGCAUGGCUAGACACUGUGGACCAGGCUGAGCGCACGGCAACCUUCAAAGCAGCAGACAAACAGAAUAAGGCAUUGGAUACAGCGGCAAAUCGCAUAUCCGCAAUGGCAAAGAACUUGGGACCGGACUCUGAAGGCGAAGAGGAGGAGGACGAGGACAAAGAGGAUGCAGAAGGUGCAGAGAAAGAAAAGGCCACGGAAGGAACCAAGAAGUCAGCUGAAGAGGAAGCCCAGGAGGACGAAAAAGACGAAGCCACCAUCAUUGACAUGUUGGAGGAGUUGGUGUCGUUCCUUCAACCCCUGGAAAGCCCUGCCAUGGCUCUGGCGCGAGUGCGCCGCGGCGAGGCAAGAGGCCGUGAGCCUGUCCUGAAGACCCGCGCACGGAUGCGGAAGGCACGUGCAGAGGCAACAUCAGCUUCAACUCCUGCUGCAAAAGAUGGCGAUAUGAAGCCAAAGAGAAAGAAAUUCAACGAAUGGGGGUAUGAGGAGCCAAGCGCCUCGGAUGCGCCAUCAGCGGCACACCUGCCUCAAGAGGAGCAGGCGCCGGCUCCAAGCCAUGACACAGCUGUGCCAGCUGCAGUGGCUGAGGUACCCGAGGCAACGGAGAAGACAUCCUCCACUGAAGAGGAAAACGGGAAGGUGGAGACGGAGCUGGCCAAAGCAGAGGCGGCACGUGCCGCAGCUGCGGCUGCUGUGGCUGCAGAGCGUGCUGCCGCUGCAGAGUCAGCGAAGGCCGCCGCAGAAAAGCCCCGGUCGAGUGUCACUAACCCUGCUGCAGUGGCCGAAGCCGCAGCACGUGCUGCAGCCGACGAGAAAGCGGCAGAGGAGGCUGCCAAGGCCUUCGCUGCAGAAAUGAAGAUGUCUCGCAGCAUCGCGCGUGCGUUGGUGCCCGAGCAGGGUCCCGAGGCGGCAGCCAUCGUCAACCUGAACUCCGAGGAGACUCGGGACGUCCGCGAGAAGGCCAUGCCAAAACUUCCUGAGGAAGUUCCUGCGGAUGGCCCUCCUCGGCCGGGACACAGGCGCAAGGCUGCAACAGUGGAUGACGAAGAGGCUGCACGACGGGCGAAAAUUAGUCGCCUCACUGACCUCUGUGAUCGCCUCCUUGAACGCGGUGUGCUAGUUUACGACUCAGCCCGUGAGCUGCUCGCGAUUGAUGUGCGACAGCGAAAAGGGGAAAACCUGACCGGCGAAGAGCCGGUAGAGACGCCCAAGCAGGCGGAGGCGAGUGCUGGCGAUAAGAGGCCCAGCCCAGCCAGCACGCCCGAGGUGCAGUUUACCAACAAACGUUUUAAAGCGGGAGCAAACGAUGCCCCAGCUGUGGAAGCUGUGGAGGUCGUCGGAGCCAGCUCAGGAGGUCCUCCUUCUUCUGGAUCCCUGCUGUGGCAGUUUCGUUGGGGCCACAACCCUGACGAGAUCAAUGGCCCGUUCGAUUCGGUCACUAUGCAGGGGUGGAUGAUGCAGGGCUGCUUCUCCGAUGAGCGACCCGCAGAGUUUCGUCAGUGCGACGAGAAAAACAAGCCACAGGAGCAGUGUUGGCACCGCUGGGACAAGAUCGACUUUGAGCUGUACAUGUAG